Messenger RNA from Aspergillus brunneoviolaceus CBS 621.78, 4065 nucleotides. RefSeq names its product P-loop containing nucleoside triphosphate hydrolase protein. Gene Ontology annotation, biological process: transmembrane transport. Gene Ontology annotation, molecular function: ATP binding; ATP hydrolysis activity; ABC-type transporter activity. The annotation marks the transcript as partial. The transcript has 4 exons. The record is from RefSeq and is a predicted model, not a curated record. Gene Ontology annotation, cellular component: membrane. NCBI's taxonomy places the organism in Eukaryota, Fungi, Ascomycota, Eurotiomycetes, Eurotiales, Aspergillaceae.
ACGCAAUGGAUUGACCUCAGCGUGCAAAUGGCGCUCGGCUCUGCCGUCAUCCUGAGCUCCCUGUCCAUGCACCGGCGGCCCGCCGUAUACCGGAAUGGUAGCAUUGUCGACGGUCAAUUCACCGUCUCACUCCUCCAAAGAUACACAUUCUCCUGGAUCAACGCCCUACUCGACCAUCCGCGCGACGGCGCGCAAAUCGGGUUUCAUGACCUGGCGGUCGUCGACCAGAAGAAUCGGUCCCAACCCCUGACGUCUCACUUUGAGUCGUCUGCGGCUAAGGAUCUCGCCGCGCCGCUGUGGCUGCAGCUCUAUCGCGCCCAUCGUCGCGUCUUCUGGUGGCAGUGGUUCCUGGUCGCCGUGCAGAACGUGGUCGCCUACGCCCCCCAGUUCUGCCUCUUCCACAUUCUCCGGAUCCUUGAGGGCCAGGGAGAUGUCUCUCGUGUCACGACAGAAUUGCUCAUGUGGGCAAUUGCCAUGGGGCUUUCGCGGGUAGUGUUGGUGUUUGUGGAUACUCGACUCAAUUGGGCCACGGGAUCGCUGCUAGAGAUUCCCUUGCGAUCGCAGCUGUCUGCCUUGAUCUUUCUGAAGUCUCUACGCCUGAAGGACAUCAGGACCCCGAAUGAGGAAAGUGAGAACGAAUCGACGGAGACGGUCGGGGUAGGAAAGGCGCCCAAGGCCGAAGAGGAUGCAGAGCAUGUUGACCUAACGGGGCUCGCGGAGCAGGGCAUUGUCAACCUGCUCGGGGUGGACGCGACGCGGGUAGUGGAGUUCGUUGCCCGGACGUACAUCUUCCUGGGCAUUGGGAUCAGCUUGCUGGUGGCAGGGACUGCGCUGGUGCGGCUGAUCGGCUGGAUCCCCUUCGUGCUGGGCCUACUGGCGCCCGUCGUGCUCAUGCCGCUGAACCUGCUCGCCUCGCGCGCCUACGGGCAAGCUCAAGCAGGGCUAAUGGUUCAGAGAGACGCCAAAGUGACCGCGGCCAGCGAAACGCUGCAGGGAAUCCGGCAGAUCAAGUGCGCGGCCAGCGAGCAGCAGUGGCAGGCCCGCUUGAUGGCCAUUCGCGCGCGCGAGUUGCACCACCAGCGCCGCGUCUUCCUCUGGACAAUCAUCCUGCGCCUGUUCUGGAUCUCCUCGCCGAUCUUACUCUCUGUCAUUGCCCUGGCCGCGUACGCAUGGCUCCACGGCUCCCUCGCCCCCUCCGUGGCCUUCACGGCGCUCGCCGUCUUCGGCAACCUCGAGGUCGCCCUCUCGGUCAUCCCUUUCGCGCUGACCCAGGGUUUCGACGCCGCCGUCAGCUGCCGGCGAAUCGAGCGUCUGCUGCGCCAGACAGAGCAGCCCAGGGCGGUGCUGCCCGCAGAGAAAGGGGAGAUUGUGAUUGAGCGGGCUACGAUUGCGUGGCCGGCCGAGCAGCCGCCGCACGACGGUGGCCCGUCCCCGCGCAAAGAUGCGAAUCAGCACUUCCAGCUGCGGGAAGUGAAUGCAGUCUUCCCUAAGGGCGAGCUAAGUCUGAUCCAGGGGAAAAGUGGAUCGGGGAAGAGCCUGCUCCUGGCUGCCAUUGUUAACGAGGCGGAGAUCCGCGCCGGAAAGGUGUAUGUUCCAUCCAGCCCGCCGGGGCAAGCCCUCACUAAGGCAGAUGACUGGGUGCUUGAUGCCUUGCUCGCUUACCUGCCGCAGCCGCCGUGGAUUGAGAACGCCACGGUCCGCGAGAAUAUCCUUUUCGGCUUGCCCAUGAAUCCUGCCCGGUACGAAGAGACCCUCCGGGCGGCAGCGCUGGUCCAAGAUCUGCAGCAGAUGGAGCGGUCCGAUCUCACUGAGGUCGGCGUCCAGGGCAUCAAUCUGAGCGGAGGCCAGCGAUGGCGGCUCGGGUUGGCGAGAGCCUUGUACUCGCGGGCGGGGAUGUUAGUGCUGGAUGACAUCUUCAGUGCGGUCGACGUGGGCGUCGCGCAGGUCCUGCUGGAGAGGGGUCUCCGAGGACCCCUGGGACAAGGUCGGACCAUUCUCUUGGUGACCCACCAUGAAGCCCUUUGCCUGCCCCAUGCCUCGUACGUACUUCGUAUCCGGGACAGCGGUCAAUGCCAUGGAGCCAGAGUCCCGUCUCCCCAGAUCGAUCUUCUGAGUCCACGGGAGACUCAUCAUCCCGGCCACGCAGUCGGGGUGCCCGCCGUAGCUCCAGAGGAGGCGCUAAGAUACGAAAAUAUGAUGCACUUUGAGAAUUCCUGCGGAGAUGCUGAGGGCAAGCUUGGUCCCACUGGAACGUCUCCUUGGAUUCGCGACGAGUUCCGCGAGCGUGGCUCGGUGAAGUGGCGCGUCUAUAGCCAGUACAUUGCGCACUCAGGGGGUACGCUGGUCUGGGUACUGGCCAUUCUGGUCGUCAUUGCCUCCCAACUGGCCCUGUUUGGCCGCGGGUGGUGGAUGAAGGUCUGGACGCAGUUCAACGAGAGGCUCGGCUCCCCAGCCAUCCAGCUGGGCCCACCGGAUCUGCGGCUGAACUACUAUCUCACCAUCUACGUGGUGAUCUCGCUGUCGGCCAGCCUGCUCGAGGCCGGCAAGUGCGGGUUUGUCUAUGUGGCGGCCCUCAACGCCUCCCACCGCUUGUUUCACUCGAUGCUCGAUGCGAUCCUACACGCGCCGCUGCGGUGGCUGAACACGGUGCCCACCGGCCAGAUCCUCAACCGGCUGACGGCGGACUUUGCCCUGGUCGACUCGCGUGUCCCCGGAGACACGCACACGCUGCUGUCGGCAGCUACCGCGCUGGCGAUCAUCUGUAUCUCCGGGGUGCUGGUGUCCGCGUGGGUGAUUGUGCUGGAGCUGGCGCUGGUUGGCGGGUGUUUGUUAUAUGUGCGCCGGUUCCUGCCCGCGGCCCGCGACGUCAAGCGCCUCGAGGCCACGGCCAAGUCGCCGAUUUUCGAGCUACACCGGUCCUGUCUGGCGGGGCUGGGAACCCUGCGCGCGUUCGGGGUGGCCGGGCGAUACGCGGAGCGCAUGUUGUGGCUGAUCGACAACCAGGCACGUACGCACUGGGCAUUUGCGCUAAUCACGCAGUGGGCGGCCUGGCGCAUUGGGAUCAUUGGCGCAUUGUUCGGCUUCCUGAUUGUCGUGGCAGUGGCCGCCAAGCACGUCGACGCCCCGUUGGCCGGGUUCAUCCUCACCGUGAGCCUGGAGUACAGCAAGAUGCUGGAGGACCUGAUGCGCCGCGUCAUCAGCCUGCAGCUCAACAUGAGCUCCACGGAGCGGGUGGUUGAAUUUGCCAGCAUCGAGACGGAGAAUCACCUCGAAGGGCGCUCUACAGCCCCCGACUGGCCAGCCACGGGGGCGAUCGCCAUCCACAACCUCUCCAUCAGAUACGCUAACGAACUGCCCUGGGUGCUGCGCGACAUCAACCUCCAGAUAGGCCCGCGCAUGCACGUGGGCGUGAUCGGUCGCACGGGGGCCGGCAAGUCGACGCUGGCGCUGGCUCUGCUUCGGGUUCUGGAGGCCGGCGGUGGCGGCGGAGGCCAUAUCACGAUCGAUGGCAUCGACAUCGCCUCUGUGCCCCUGACAACCCUGCGCUCGCGCAUUGCGCUGGUCCCGCAGGACCCUGUGCUCUACUCGGGCACCGUGCGCAGUAAUCUCGACCCGUUCGGCCACUACAGCGACGGGGAGCUGCACGCCGCGCUGCAGCGCGUGCACUUCUCCCUGGGCCCCGCGCGCGAAGAUGCUGCCGCAUCGGCGGCACUGCUCAACCAUCCCAUCUCCCCGGGCGGAGCCAACCUGUCCCAAGGCCAGCGACAGAUCCUGUGUCUGGCGCGGGCGCUGAUCACACAGACCCGGAUCGUGGUGCUGGACGAGGCAACCAGCGCGAUCGACCCGGCUACGGACGCGCUGAUUCAACGGGGGAUCCGUGACGCCUUCACGGAGCGCACGCUGAUCGUGAUCGCCCACCGGCUGGCCACCGUCGUCGACUUUGACCGCGUGGUGGUGCUCUCCCAGGGGAUGGUCGAGGAGUAUGGUCCGCCACGGACGCUGUACCAGGCGCAUGGCCCAUUCCAUCACUUCGUGCAAGAGUCAAGGGAUUGUGAGGAAUUGAAG